Messenger RNA from Apis dorsata (giant honeybee), 1868 nucleotides. RefSeq names its product mitochondrial carrier protein Rim2 (gene Rim2). The record is from RefSeq and is a predicted model, not a curated record. The coding region runs from base 175 to 1392 and encodes 405 amino acids. NCBI's taxonomy places the organism in Eukaryota, Metazoa, Arthropoda, Insecta, Hymenoptera, Apidae. Gene Ontology annotation, cellular component: mitochondrial membrane; mitochondrion. Gene Ontology annotation, molecular function: pyrimidine nucleotide transmembrane transporter activity. Gene Ontology annotation, biological process: pyrimidine nucleotide import into mitochondrion; mitochondrial transport. The transcript is spliced from 8 exons.
AUUACGAUCAAUGCGACCAGUUGUUGUUGAGUUCUUGAAGGUGAAGGUGAUAUUCGUUAUUUGUGUUUUCUCAUACAAUUCGAUUUUCAAAAGAAGAAUCGAGUUAUACUGUCGAAAAAAUAAAGCAUUGCGGUUGAAUUUCAUGCUCCCAGGAUAACAGGGUCGAGUGGAAGAAUGUUGGAUCGCGAUACCGCGAUACAUCUCAUUGCUGGAGGAGUGGCUGGAACUACUGGUGCUAUAGUUACUUGUCCCUUAGAAGUGGUUAAAACACGUUUACAAUCUUCUUCUUCUGGAUUUUAUCCACCUCCGGUGAAUAAGGAACUUACUUCCGGUCAUGUCACAUGUAAAAGUUUUCCAAAACCGGAACAGAGGAGAAGACUUUGCACUGGUGGCUAUACAAGGCAUGCUUUGAUUGCUCUCUCUCACUUUGGCGCGUUUGCUUCUUCAGGAGGUUCUUCUCCUCACAGUCAUUCUGCGCCAGGUGUAUAUCAAUGUAUCAGAUAUAUCGUUCAAAACGAGGGUAUUCGUGCCCUGUUCAAAGGAUUGGGUCCUAACCUUGUAGGUGUUGCACCAUCCAGAGCAAUCUAUUUCUGCGCCUACUCAAAAAGCAAAGUCGCAUUUAACGCGAUCUUUGCCCCGGAUACCGCUCUUGUACACGUAUUCUCCGCAUUCUGCGCCGGUUUCGUCGCAUGCACAUUGACAAAUCCUAUUUGGUUCGUGAAGACCAGGCUGCAACUGGACCAUCGAACCAACAAAAUCACUGCGAUGGAAUGUAUGCAAAGGAUAUAUCGACAAUCGGGUAUCCUGGGAUUCUACAAAGGCAUUAUGGCCUCCUACAUAGGAAUAAGCGAGACUGUGAUACAUUUUGUGAUCUACGAGGCUGUGAAGGCCUCUUUAGCAACAUACAAGGCUCCCAAUGCAGAUCGAAAAACAUUGCGCGAUUUCUUAGAGUUCAUGGCGGCUGGCUCGUUCUCAAAAACGAUUGCCUCCACCAUCGCUUACCCCCAUGGCAUUGCUCAGCGAGUUGGCUGUGGUUCAAGAGUAAAGCAUCAGUUUGCACAAACUUCUUUACUUGCAAAAAUCUUUAUAAUUCUUGCAAACAUCCUGCACACUAAAGUAGCAAGGACGAGACUUAGAGAGGAAGGUACGAAAUACCAAACUUUCUGGCAAACAUUGAGCACAGUCUACGCUGAAGAAGGAUUUCAUGGUCUAUAUCGUGGUCUUGGUACUCAUCUAAUUAGACAAAUUCCAAAUACAGCAAUUAUUAUGGCUACGUAUGAAGCGGUGGUAUAUUUGCUAAGCAAGCACUUUCACGAACGAUCUUUAAGCAUAAACAAUGAAAGCGAGUCCAAGUUCUAUACAGAUCCAAAGGGUAAACGAGAAUUGGCCUAGGACUUACUCACGGCCCCUGAGUAAAGGGCCAAAUAGCUCGCAUGCUGCGGCGAGUCUUGAAAUUGCAUCUGUUUUGAAAAAAAGAAAAUGAACCAUAAGAACAACAACGCCGUCCAAGAGAGAGUCCAUACGCCGGGAGAGAACGCAUUUCCGAGUUUGGGGCCAUGCCGGCCGGCCAGGUCCAAUCGAACAUGUCGAAGGUAGCAAAAUAGGUAUCACAGCACGUUGUACGCUGCUGUGUGCUCUAUAAGUGUAGCAAAAAGUAGUCCUUCCUCCUUUCAGGUAGCGUACCUACGUACGCGAGGAACAGCCUAAACUGUCUGUCUGUACCUUCGUCGACACAUUCACACACACAUACACGGAGGCGAGGAUCGUGAAGCUGGAUUAAAUGAGUCAAUUACGUAGACUCAGAAUGCUCCAAAAGUAAGAUUAUGUCAGCUUCUCGUUACUAUUAAUCUGUUAACUGGUUUGUUAAU